This is a messenger RNA of Plasmopara halstedii, 252 nucleotides long. RefSeq names its product Complex 1 LYR protein. The transcript has 3 exons. Lineage: Eukaryota; Oomycota; Peronosporomycetes; Peronosporales; Peronosporaceae. The record is from RefSeq and is a predicted model, not a curated record. The coding region runs from base 1 to 252 and encodes 83 amino acids.
AUGGUCAAAACUCAAGCGGAGGCGUUGCGUCUGUACCGAGCGAUUUAUCGGGCAGCCGGAAAGAUGCCAACUCGUGACCGGACAAGUUACGUACGCCGCCGUUUGCGCCAUGAGUACGACAACAUGCGCGAAGAGAAGAAUCCGGAAAGAAUUCGAUUUUUCCUUCGCCUCGCGGAAACGCAGCUGGAGACAGUGCAAGUUCAAGCUGAGCAUUUAACAUCGACAUUUUCAAGUCCAGACUAUCAUUGCUGA